This is a messenger RNA of Bactrocera oleae (olive fruit fly), 1583 nucleotides long. RefSeq lists its product as uncharacterized. The record is from RefSeq and is a predicted model, not a curated record. NCBI's taxonomy places the organism in Eukaryota, Metazoa, Arthropoda, Insecta, Diptera, Tephritidae.
GUGGCACUACUACACGAAAAAAACAUCAAAUAUUGAAAUGAAACCUUGACAUAAAUAUUUCGAAAUUGAAAAAUUAUUUUUUAUUUGAAAAGGAUAGACGAAUUCACGAAUUUUUCCGAUCCUUACAUUUUUUUUCUUUUUCGUAUGCUUUUUGAGCUCGAUUUAAUUGUUAACCUUUCGGCUAAAUUAUGCGCAAAUCUUAUUCUUUGGAACUAAUCGCGAAAAAUCCGAUCACACAGCGUCUUUCGUUCCGAUCCCUGCAUGACGUGCGCAGGUUCAGAGCAUCGGCCAGUACAGUCAGCGCAAAGAGUCUAAAGGUCGAACAACCUUUUCGGUGUUUCAACUACAAAGUGAAGCUCAAAUUACUGGGCGUACAUAUGGUGAUCAAGAAGCUAAUGAACAAAAUAAUUUUCAUAGAGGAUCUGGAGCGUAACAAGUUAGGCAAAUUCAUAUAUGUGCAAUGUCCGGAACAGAUCUUAAGUUGGAAGUACGAAGACUGGUUGGAUACUCAGUCUCAUAGACUGAUGUGGUUUAAAGUCAUCGACCACCAGAUGUCACCUAGGCAAUUUACAAUAUGGAUGAAGCUGAAGAACUAUACUGCUAUACGGAAUUGUCUGUACGAGCUGGCCGAUUGUUAUUUGAACAGAAACAACUAUAUAAUGUCAAUGGAUGUUAUGGCGUCCAUUGCAAGAUUUCAUAACUUCGAGGCAGAAAUUUCAAAACAAGUGCAAAAGAAUCAGGCAAAGACAGGCAAUGUGCGACGCCAACUCAUCGCCUUGGCUUUUAUUAAACGAACCAUGGGCUCGUUAACCAAGAAACCGGAAGAUCUCUUUUUGAUUUCCAACAUAGAGAAUAAUUAUGUGCUGCGUUUCCACAAAGUAAGAGAGGAGCAGGCCGAAAUGCGCAUACAAUUGGCCGAAGAGCGGCUACAGAGGGAAAUUCAGAAAGCAAAAAAACGUUUUUAUGAAGAACAGUUUGCAACAACCUGCACAACGGACACUUACUUCAAUCAGAUAGAGAAUCUCCGUGAACGCAUAGCGAAGUUUACGCUACAUUAUGACAGCGAAUAUUCGAGAUUAGAUGGACACAUAACUUAUUUGAAAACAGCUAUUGAAAAAAUCCAACUAACUCGCUCGUUCUUGGAGGAACAGAUUGCAUGGUUUAAAGAGAGCCUGCGCCUUUCCAAUGCAGGCAUAGCGCCACCUAAACGAUCAAAUACGCUCAAACCUUUAAUGAAAAAUCUACAGUUCCAUAAAGAACGUAAAUUGACACUGCUGCGAUCUCAGAGGAGUCUUAUGUCCAUAAAUUCACAGACGAAAAAAUCACUGCGUCCUAGAACUAGGCUAACGAAAGAGGCUUCGCGCUUAAUAGGUAGCGAAAAUCUGCAGUAAAAUCAUAUGUUUAAUACAAAAUUUACAAAAUUCCGAAAGUUAAAAAAAAAUAAACAAAAAAUUUAAACAGCACAUAUGAAAAUGUGUGUCUAAAAAAAUUAUAUUAUACUAAGCAAAAUAUAUAUGAAAAUUGUGUGCAAAACAUUGUAUAUAUAUUGUAUACGCUAAAUAAAUGAUUACAGUAUGCAACUA